AUGGAUAAUCUUAAUGAUACCCAAGAGUCAUCCGGUAUUUUUUUUACUAACAAGAGCAUUGAGUUCAGUCCGUCCGUUCAAGACGAUUCUCUUCUGAACGCACCCGCCAGUGAAGAUGAUGUCAUCGGGCAAAGUAUGACGUCAGAGGGGGAAGCAGAGGAGGUUAGAACAUUGUUCAUCAGUGGCCUCCCUAUUGACACAAAGCCUCGUGAGUUGUACCUGCUAUUCAGGACUUUUAAAGGAUACGAGAGUUCUCUUUUGAAGACGGGAUCCAAAUUGGGAAAACCAACCACACCCGUCGGAUUUGUAACAUUCAAAUCAAGGAAAACCGCGGAUAUUGCCAGAAUUGAGCUUCAGGGAGUUAAAUUGGAUCCAAAUCAUUCCAGUCCACUUCGACUGGAUUUUGCCAAAAGCAACACAAGGAAAGUAACAAAAGUAUCCCGCCAGUUGUUCUCAUCUCCCAUUCCCAAUGCCAGACCUUCAGCAUUUGCUCACUCAACCUAUGCUUCUGUGAGAGAUUUUAAUUCUUCUCAGUUCUAUUCAGCGAACUUCUUACCAGGCAACCAAUGGCACAGUUUGCAAGCACCAACUAAUCAAAUGAUCAGUCCUUUUGCUUUCAACAUUACCUAUCAAUCAGGUAUUAUGGGAGGAGUUGGAACGCCGUAUGCAUACCAGUCAAUGCCCGCCGUGUCUCUUCCUUUUCAUCACGCAAUUAUGGCAAACAACUCCAACUCCCAUUCUAACUCACAAACUAUUGGACCAUUUUGCACACCACCAAGAAACCACUUUGGUCACCAGGAACAUUUGUCGCACAACCAAAGUUAUUCAAUGCCAAUGUUGCCUGACAAAGAUCCAAAUAACACUGAUAAUAAUUCCAAUGUUGGAUGCAUCUCUACCUAUGGAAGUUCAGGAAAUAUGUUGCCAACUGACUCUAUCGAUCCGGAUGGAGAUGGUGGGGGCGGGAAUGUCACGGGUGCCAACGAUACGAGUGGCAGCAGUGGAAAUUUUGACAUCUCCAAUGUUAAAGAUGACAGUCCUUCUGCGACCUUAUUCGUUUGCAAUUUGGGCUGUCAUAGCACAGAGGAUGAACUAAAAAAUGUGUUUGCCAGUAUGGCCGGAUUCGUUCAUUUGAGAAUGUAUUCAAAGGGAACAGAGUCAGCAGUCGCUUUUGUGGAUUUUACAAAUGUUGAGUAUGCAUCGGAGGCUUGCGACAAAUUGCAGGGAACUGUGUUGCCAUCAUCAGAUAAUAGAGGGAUAAGGAUUGAAUUUGUCAAAAAUAAACUUCGACAGAUAAAGCAGAAUAUAUCUGAGAAGACCCAGCAGACGUCCGAAUGAUCCUAUCCUACCUCACACUUAUUUCUAAAUUAAUUUUGUUGUUUUGUAUUUCAAUGUUUUUUUUACGUUGGUUUUAAAUUAAUUUAUUUAAUUUGUUCUGCCUUUUGCAUUUCCUUUUUUCACGUUUUGUUUUAUUAAUUCAAUUGGACACAUGCAAAGAUUAAUGAAUUUAAUCACAAUGUUUUAAAAGCAUCAAUAAGCCUGCAUAUUUCAACUUUUUAUUAAAUGAUUCACUAGGUUUUUUAAAAUUUGUGAAAAAAAUGCAAACGUUUAUUCAAAUAAGCCAAUCGAUCAAUGUUUAUAGUUAUAGGAUGUUUAAAAUUUUCAACGAUUUUUCUUUAAAUUACGGUUAUACUAUGAAAUGAAAAUUUUGAAAAAGAUUAUGAAAUUG
Messenger RNA from Helobdella robusta, 1726 nucleotides. RefSeq lists its product as hypothetical. Gene Ontology annotation, molecular function: mRNA binding. The transcript is spliced from 10 exons. The record is from RefSeq and is a predicted model, not a curated record. The coding region runs from base 1 to 1335 and encodes 444 amino acids. Lineage: Eukaryota; Metazoa; Annelida; Clitellata; Rhynchobdellida; Glossiphoniidae.